Molecule: messenger RNA, 1782 nt
Organism: Castor canadensis (American beaver)
Lineage: Eukaryota; Metazoa; Chordata; Mammalia; Rodentia; Castoridae
Gene: Mbd3
Product: methyl-CpG binding domain protein 3
Biological process (GO): DNA methylation-dependent constitutive heterochromatin formation; negative regulation of transcription by RNA polymerase II
Cellular component (GO): nucleus
Molecular function (GO): methyl-CpG binding
Source: RefSeq, a predicted model, not a curated record
CCUGAGUGCGGUCGGGGACGGGGCCGGCGCUGCGGCUGCGCAGACGGGCGACAGGCCCCGCGCGCGGGCGGGUGGGCGGAGCGGCCCCCCAAGCGGGGGCUGGCGAGCGCGGGGAGGGGGCCGAGAGGGCGGCAAAGCCGGCGCACGCCCGGCUGGGGGCGGAGGGCGGGGGCGCACGGGCAGGAACAGCCGCAGCAAGUGGCGGCGGCGGAGGCAGCUGAGGCGGCGGUGACCACGAGCGGGGGUCGCGGCGGCGGCGGCGGGCCCGGAGGCGGGCCGAGGAGCCGGGUGCAAUGGAGCGGAAGAGGUGGGAGUGCCCGGCGCUCCCGCAGGGCUGGGAGAGGGAAGAAGUGCCCAGAAGGUCGGGGCUGUCGGCCGGCCACAGGGAUGUCUUUUACUAUAGCCCCAGCGGGAAGAAGUUCCGCAGCAAGCCACAGCUGGCACGCUACUUGGGGGGCUCCAUGGACCUGAGCACCUUUGACUUCCGCACCGGCAAGAUGCUGAUGAGCAAGAUGAACAAGAGCCGCCAGCGCGUGCGCUACGACUCCUCCAACCAGGUCAAGGGCAAGCCUGACUUGAACACAGCGCUGCCUGUACGGCAGACGGCGUCCAUCUUUAAGCAGCCAGUGACGAAGAUCACCAACCACCCCAGCAACAAGGUGAAGAGCGACCCGCAGAAGGCGGUCGACCAACCGCGGCAGCUGUUUUGGGAGAAGAAGCUAAGUGGCCUGAGUGCCUUCGACAUUGCAGAGGAACUAGUCAGGACCAUGGACCUGCCCAAGGGCCUGCAAGGGGUGGGCCCAGGCUGCACUGAUGAGACGCUGCUGUCAGCCAUUGCCAGCGCCCUGCACACCAGCACCAUGCCCAUUACAGGGCAGCUGUCAGCCGCAGUGGAGAAGAACCCUGGUGUGUGGCUGAACACCACACAGCCCCUGUGCAAAGCCUUCAUGGUGACCGACGAGGACAUCAGGAAGCAGGAGGAGCUGGUACAGCAGGUGCGGAAGCGGCUGGAGGAGGCACUGAUGGCUGACAUGUUGGCCCAUGUGGAGGAGCUGGCCCGUGAUGGCGAGGCACCACUGGACAAAGCCUGUGUGGAUGAAGAUGAUGACGAGGAAGACGACGAUGAGGAGGAGGAGCCUGAGCCAGACCAGGAGCUGGAGCGCAUCUAGAGCAGACGCUCUGCCUGAGAGUCUCGUGCUGUGGGGCACCAGCUUGCAUUGCAUGGCCACACUUGGAACCAGGCUGGGUAGCCAGGCCCAUCUGGGGGAGAGCAGCCCUUCUUGCUCCUUUCUAGGCAAGGCUUUCCUCCUCAGGGCCUGGAGGGGCACUGCUGGGGUCAUCCCCAUUCUCCUUCCAAAGCAGGCCUGAGUUCUGGAAGGGUCACUCGCUUCUGGGCCCCACCUGGCAGGAGGUCCCUCCAUGGUGAACUCAGGGCUAUUGGUGCUCCGACAUAGAGGCCAGCCUUGUCUUCAUGGCCACUGCCCCAAGCUCCUUCACACAGAAGGUGCCAGCAGGCUUGUCUGGCAGUGUGCGUGUGGAGCCUGGAUGUGGUGAGUUGCUGGGUUGCCCUGUCUCCAGCAGCUGGGGAAAUGCUCUUGAAACAUGGUCUCCCUUCUACCUGCAGUAUGAGGAGGGCUGACCUGGGCUAGUGGUCAGCCCUGUGGGACCGAGUCAGAACAGCCCCUCCCCACCCAGUGGGCACAGCUGGUGACCCACAGCCGAGAGCCGGCAGCUACCCAGGAGGUCACUUUCCUUCAAUAAAUUGAUGACAAAUGGCUGGAC